AUGACAUUCCUCACCACCCUCUCCCCGCACCCCUUCGACCCCACCCACCGCUUCACCACCUCCCCGCUCCUCCCGCCGCUCCUCCUCGCCUGCAUCCGCAUCACCAUCUCCGUCUACAUCUUCACCUACCUCCUCUACCGCAUCGCCUACUCCGCCAUCUCCGACGGCAGCCUCAGCACCCGCCAGAGCUUCUCCUACUUCACAAACAUCACCUACUGGAGCCUCGGCUUCUACUUUGGCGUCGCGGGCCUCCACACGCUGCUGUAUGCGCUGCGCGGGCGCCGCGCAAACUGGCUCAAGGGCGGGUGGGCCGUUGCCCAUGCUGUGUGGUGGACUAGUGUUGUGACGUUUCCGUUCUUGGUGACAAUCGUCUACUGGGGCAUCCUCGCCGCCGACGACUCCCCCUUCCGCACGCAAGUCAGCGCCUACAGCAACAUCAGCGCGCACCUUCUCAACAGCGUCUUUGCGCUCUUCGAGAUCCUCCUGACACGUGCGGCCGUACCAUCAUGGACGCAUCUGCCCUUCCUCAUCCUGUUCCUGGCGGGGUAUCUAUGUGUGGCAUACAUCACGCACGCCACGCAGGGCUUCUACACAUACGGCUUUCUGGAUCCCAAGACGGGGAAUGGCAUGGUUGCGGCGUACUGCGUGGGCAUUGCGGUCGCGAUCUGUGUGGUGUGGGCGGUGGUGGCCGGGAUAGUGUGGGUGCGCGUGUGGCUGACGGAGAGGGUGUUGGGGUUGGAGGGGAAGUUUUCGAAGGUGCGGGUGGAGGGGCGCGUGGAGAAGGGGGAGGUUCGUUGA
This is a messenger RNA of Morchella importuna, 798 nucleotides long. RefSeq lists its product as uncharacterized. Gene Ontology annotation, cellular component: membrane. The record is from RefSeq and is a predicted model, not a curated record. The transcript has 2 exons. Bases 1 to 798 code for a protein of 265 amino acids. NCBI's taxonomy places the organism in Eukaryota, Fungi, Ascomycota, Pezizomycetes, Pezizales, Morchellaceae.